GGGGGUGGGAGCCCCCCGCCCGCAGAGCCGACCUCGGCCUUCGGGGAGAUGCUGGGGGGGCUGCGGCGCGCGGUGGGGUCCCCCCAGCUGUGGAGGAGGAGGAUCAGGAAGAUGAGGAAGAGGGGGGCAGGGAGCUGCUGUGGGACUUCGGGGCGGCCGUGUGGAGGGCGGUGGUCGGGGCUGAUGGGGGUCUACGGGGCGGUGAGGGCGGUGGGCUGCGUGCUGUGGGUGGUGCUUUUCGGGGGGGGGUUGGUGGAGGGGGCGCAGAAAUUGGGGUUGGCGGAGCUGCUGGGCAGCAUGCCGGACCCCACGCAGGAUGCGGUGGGGG
Meleagris gallopavo (turkey) is the source of this 328-nucleotide messenger RNA. It is a transcript of the gene RYR1, whose product is annotated as ryanodine receptor 1. NCBI's taxonomy places the organism in Eukaryota, Metazoa, Chordata, Aves, Galliformes, Phasianidae. Gene Ontology annotation, biological process: release of sequestered calcium ion into cytosol by sarcoplasmic reticulum; intracellular calcium ion homeostasis; striated muscle contraction. Gene Ontology annotation, molecular function: protein binding; ryanodine-sensitive calcium-release channel activity. The record is from RefSeq and is marked provisional. Gene Ontology annotation, cellular component: Z disc; calcium channel complex; smooth endoplasmic reticulum.